CUGGUACAGGUUCGGUAUCAUUCACCCCGAGUCUUUAGUCGACGAAGUUGAACGGUUUACAGAGUGUAAAACUUCGCUAACGUUAGCUCAUCGUCGAGUCUACUUCGAAAAUGUGUUUUCGCAACAACAAAGUGCCAGAGACCAGCAAGCAGAAAGCUCCUAGGACUCCCAGAUCGCCAUGGAGACGACACAGAGAGCUGAUGAAGCCAAAGCUCUCGAGGAAGAUCGUCCCCAGCGCCAGGGUCAACUUGAACGCCUACUGGUCCAACUUCGAGGACUUAUCUAAGAAGGGAUCAGUUGUAACAUUUGACGUCCCCCCUUCAACCGCUGAUAUUUUGAGGAGCUCCAUGUUCUCAGCUUUUCACGACAACGAAAUCAACGAAAACCUUGUCAACGAGCUUCUUGAACUCGGUAAAGAUUAAGCUUUCGUAGUUUUAAGUUCUAGGUUAGUACUGUUUCGUUUUGUAUAUAUUUUCGACUACAGCAGUCUUCCAUUUCGUAGAGUAGUUUUAGGUAGUUAUGAUUUUAAGCUUUAAUUUUUGGAUCUGUAUUUGGUUAAGCUGACUUUCUGAAAGUGCAAUUUAUUCAAAACGUGCAAUAUAUCUCGAAAAGUGCAAUAACUUAGAUGCUUUAAAUAAGACUGUGAUAUUAUUUGAGUUUUUAUUAAUACGAGCCACAAAUAUCAAAAUUUUUCCAUUUUGGAACCCUCUACUUUCAGAUAUAUAAACAAGAAGAUGAAAAAGAAUUGUGAUACUAGAAUUAGAUCUCAAUUAUGUGAUAUUAGCAUAGAACUAGUAUUGUGAUAUGGCUUCUUCCUCACUUUCUCUUGCUUUCAUUAGCACUUUCUUCUAUGAAUGUAUAUAUUUCCUCAACACCUAUACGUUUUGCUCAAGCUUUAAAGGAUUGCUUUAAAUCAACGAAUUUUAAUCGCAAAUCGUCGAUAUGUUUCAAGCUUUGAUUAGUUUUUAGGACUCCAACUGUGAUAUACAAAAAGCUUUAAUUAGUAUAGUUUCCGUAGGUUGCUUUUCUCUUUUUUCCAACUAACAGAGCUCGGCAAUGUUUCCGGGUCCUGUUUUUUGUGAUAUUUUUUGAAAAACAUAGGCCGACAAAGUGUCAAUUCGAUUGUAUAUAAGACUGCAUGCACUUAAAAUUAGUUCGCACCAUUUAGGUUAGUACUGCACCAUUCUUAUUUUUUGCACAUCACUUUUAGCUCUACUUUGAGUUAAUUUUUCGAAAAAAUGCUCGAGCUAACUAUGUGAUAGGUGUAUUUUUAUAGUUAAUUGUAUAUUUUUCUGUGAUAUCAGCUUAACAAAUGAUUUCUUCCAGUGCUUAUUGUAACAAUAAACAAAAUUUUAAUUUAGAAUUAAGUUAAACAUUUGUUAGUUAAUUAAGGUUCGAUAUAAGUUAUAUAAGUAUGUUCACAUCUCUCCCAUUACGUCUUUCAUUAGUUUUUUUAAUGAAUUAAAUCAUGUAAAAUGUAUGUAGUUGUGUUCUGUAUCCAUUUUGUAUUUUAUAUAUAAUCCUCUUUGAAAAAUAAAGUUCAAUAAAGUA
Molecule: messenger RNA, 1551 nt
Organism: Leptinotarsa decemlineata (Colorado potato beetle)
Lineage: Eukaryota; Metazoa; Arthropoda; Insecta; Coleoptera; Chrysomelidae
Source: RefSeq, a predicted model, not a curated record